GGAUGCCACUGCUGAGCCUGUCCUGGCUGGGCCUGGGGCACACAGCAGCCUCUCCAUGGCUGCUGCUGCUGCUGGUUGGAGCCUCCUGCCUCCUGGCUUACAUCCUGCCUCAGGUUUAUGCUGUCUUUGAGAACUCUCGUCGCCUCCGCUGUUUUCCGCAGCCCCCCACACGAAACUGGCUCUCUGGACACCUAGGCCUGAUCCAGAGCUCAGAGGAAGGGCUCCUGUACAUCCAGAGCCUGUCGAGAACCUUCAGGGAUGUUUGCUGCUGGUGGGUGGGGCCGUGGCACCCCGUUAUCCGCAUAUUCCACCCUGCCUUCAUCAAGCCCGUGAUCUUGGCUCCAGCUUCAGUUGCCCCCAAGGACAGAGUCUUCUACCGUUUCCUGAGGCCGUGGCUGGGGGAUGGCCUCCUGUUGAGUACUGGUGACAAGUGGAGCCGCCACCGUCGCAUGCUGACACCUGCCUUCCAUUUCAACAUCCUGAAGCCCUAUGUGAAGAUUUUUAACGACAGCACCAACAUCAUGCACGCCAAGUGGCAGCGCCUGGCUUCCAAGGGCAGUGCCCGUUUGGACAUGUUUGAGCACAUCAGCCUCAUGACCCUGGACAGUCUGCAGAAGUGCGUUUUCAGCUUUGACAGCAAUUGCCAGGAGAAGCCUAGUGAAUAUAUCACUGCCAUCUUAGAACUUAGUGCCUUAGUGGCCAGACGGCACCAGAGUCUGCUUCUGCAUGUGGACCUGUUUUAUUACCUCACCCGUGAUGGGAUGCGCUUCCGGAAGGCCUGCCGCCUAGUGCAUGACUUCACGGAUGCUGUCAUCCAGGAGCGGCGCCGUACCCUCCCUGAUCAGGGUGGUGAUGAUGCCCUUAAAGCCAAGGCCAAGACCAAGACUUUGGACUUCAUUGACGUGCUACUGCUGAGCAAGGAUGAACAUGGCGAGGCUCUGUCUGAUGAGGACAUCCGAGCAGAGGCUGACACCUUCAUGUUUGGAGGCCACGACACCACGGCCAGUGGGCUCUCCUGGAUCCUGUACAACCUGGCGAAGCACCCGGAAUACCAGGAGCGCUGCCGGCAGGAGGUGCGGGAGCUCCUGAGGGACCGUGAGCCUGAGGAGAUUGAAUGGGACGACCUGGCCCAACUGCCAUUCCUCACCAUGUGCAUUAAAGAGAGCCUGCGGCUGCAUCCUCCGGCCACGGCAAUCUCCCGCUGCUGCACUCAAGACAUUAUGCUCCCAGAUGGCCGGGUCAUCCCUAAAGGCGUCAUCUGCCGAAUAAGUAUUUUCGGGACCCAUCACAAUCCAGCUGUGUGGCCAGACCCGGAGGUGUAUAACCCCUUCCGCUUUGAUGCAGACAACGUCAAGGGCAGGUCACCCCUGGCUUUUAUUCCUUUCUCGGCUGGGCCCAGGAACUGCAUAGGACAGACUUUCGCCAUGAGUGAGAUGAAAGUGGCUUUGGCGCUGACUCUGCUACGCUUCCGUGUCCUGCCCGAUGACAAGGAACCACGCAGGAAGCCAGAGCUGAUCCUGCGUGCAGAGGGUGGGCUGUGGCUGCGGGUGGAGCCUCUCAGCGCAGGAGCGCAUUGACCCCACAGCUGGCCUGGAAACUGCCCCAUUCACCCACCCGGCCUGCGUUUUUCCAGGAAUAAAAAUAUCUUGUGUGAGCUUCACCAAGCAUCCAGGUUACACACCUCAUGUGAGCCACAGGGAGCCGUGGAAGGUGUUUGAGCGGUAGAAGGAUUUAAGGGACAUGAAGAUUAAUAUUGUCACCCGGGAGGCAAGGCACACCCGUGAGGGAUUAUCUGGAUAAAUCAACUGAAGUGGAAUGAUCCGUCCUAAUCCUAACUGUAGGUGGCAUUCUGGGUUGAAUUUCAAAAAAGUGUGGCCUAGAUUAGAGAUGGCUCUUCUCAGCUCAGAUGAUCUAAUCAAGAAAAUUUUCUUAGCGGUAUGUCAAACAGCUUGGGUUUUAGUUAAUUACAGAUGUAGUCGAAUUGAAAACCAAGAAUGGCCACCACAGCCAGACUACCUAACCCUUCCCAAACGUUUCCAACACAUGAGCCUAUGUGGUCAUCCUCACCCAAAUCACCACAGGCUUACUUUUGAGGAUGUGCCAUUCCAGCAACUGGGCAUGCGUGUUAGUCAGGGCUCUCUAGACUCACAGAACUUAUGGAAUGUCUCUAUAUAUUAAGGAGAUUUAUUGGAAUGACUUCUGUAGUCUGUAGUCCUAAGGCCAAUUCUUUUAAGUUCAGACUCCAUUUUAGAGAACCUGACCUAAGUCUGAACUCAGGUAAACUAACAGGCUGGUACCCAGCAUUAGUUUCCAAGUUGCCCCCCUCCCCACAACAAAAACAAAGACUAGCUCCAGCCUCUAGGCUAAUCCCCAAUAAGACCAGCAUUUUCAGGUUACACCCUCAACAAGACCAGCGUCUCUAAGUUCUUCCCCCAACAAACUUACACCCCCAGGUUGCAAGCCCACCCCCCCCCCCCCACCCCACCCCCGCUGAAUGACCACCAAUGCAGAAGGCAGCAGAAAUUAGGUUUUUGGUGCGAUUCCCAACACCAGACAAUUAUGUCAAAGGCGAGGUAGCUUUCCAAUUAGAUGUUUGCACACUCACCACCCCCCUUGCUUACUACAAAGUUACUACAAAGCCGUGCCCCAUAGAUAUUCAGCCCCUCCGUCCCCAUCGAAACCGUCCUGUGUGACAGUGGUGCAUUGGAGGGGCCCAAGCUAGCUCCAAUGAAAUAAAGACCCUGCUGUGAGUUGCA
Molecule: messenger RNA, 2756 nt
Organism: Rattus rattus (black rat)
Lineage: Eukaryota; Metazoa; Chordata; Mammalia; Rodentia; Muridae
Product: cytochrome P450 4F3
Exons: 12
Coding region: 3-1577 (524 amino acids)
Molecular function (GO): iron ion binding; heme binding; monooxygenase activity
Source: RefSeq, a predicted model, not a curated record